AUGGAAUUAGGAAAGGCUAAACUUCUGAGAAGUGGUCUUAAUGCUUUAUAUCAAGCCAUUCACCCUGUGCAUGGGAUUGCGUGGACAGAUGGCAAACAAGUGGUGCUGACAGCAUUGCAUUAUCAUAACAAGGAAUUGAAGUUUGGAGACCCAACUAUUAUUGGUCAGUUUGAACACGUCUAUGGGCUAUACUGGAGCCCGUACCAUUCUACCAACACACCAGCACUGCUUGCGGUUCAACAUAAAAAGCACGUGAGUGUCUGGCAGCUGAGCCACAGUGUCUCAGAAAAGAAUAAGCUUCUGGUUUCUCAGACCUGUGAAGUUGGUGAGCCAUUCCAGUUGCUUCCUCAGGGCUGUGUGUGGCAUCCAAAGAGGGACAUUUUGUCUGUACUUACCAAAAGGGAUGCUUCUGUUUUAUAUGCAGUUCGUUCAGACAACUCUCGGGUUAAAGCAGAUAUCAAAAGCAGUGGUCUCAUCCACUGUGCCUGCUGGACUAAGGAUGGCAAUCGCUUGGUUGUUGCCAUAAGCACUGCUCUUCAUUCCUAUAUAUGGGAUGAUGCCAAGAAAACAUUAAAUGCAUGUUCCUUUUGCCCAAUAUUUGAUGUUGGGGGCUAUAUCUGUGCUAUUGAAGCCACUCUGGAUUUCCAGAUUGCUGUGGCUACUGAGCUUCCUCUUGAUAAGAUAUGUGGCUUAAAUGCAGGUAUUACAUUUGAAUUGCCAGUAGGCACUGAAACAGGUUCUCUAACUUCACAGUCUACGCUGGUGCUUGGGGAUGAGGAAUAUUCUAUGGAUUUGAGGCGAAAGUCUAUAGAUUCUGACAAAUCAGUAACAAUUGAUUCAGUAGCUUCAUCCUCAUCAGGCCCAGUUGAUUUAACUCAUGUCCUUGCAAACCAUUGGAGAUCAGAUACCAGUCCUCUCAUUACUUUGAGAAGGAAGGAUUAUACUUCAGGGACUGGACAAGAUUCGUCACACUUGAUUUUAGUGACUUUUGAAGGAAAGGUAACCACAACCAGAAAAGUCAGUGUUCCAGGUAUUUUGGUUCCUGAUAUAAUUGCCUUUGACCAUAAAGGUCAAACUGUGGCAAUAGCAUCUAAUACCUGUAACAUUGUUUUGGUCUAUUCUGUAACCUCAUCCUGCAUGCCCAACAUUCAACAAAUCCAGCUGGAAAAAAGUGAACGACCCAAAGGUCUAACCUUUUUGACAGAUAAUCUCUUACUGAUUUUGAUUGGCAAGCAAAAGUUCACUGAUCCUGCACUUAUUCCAUCAUCUAAUUCAGACAGAUAUACCAUCCGUCUGAUGAUCAAAGAAUUAGCAUUUGAAGAUGAAUCCUCAGCAAAAUCUAAUACUUCUCAAAGUCUUUCAUUUUGUGUUGAGUCCUCAGUCAACCUUCCUGGGAAAAGAAAAUAUUUUGAGAAUCUUGCCUCAGAGGAUCAUGUUGUAGGCCGGGAACUCUUAAUGCCAAGUAUUAUCCAGUCUCCCAGUGGAAGGAGACGCAUGUUGGAAGAAGUGAAAAGUCCUAGUUAUGAACAAAGUUCAUCAUCCAGUGUGAGUGAUUUUGAGGAGAGAAGAGUCUUGGGAGAGCCAUCCAUUGCUCUAGAAAUGUUGGAUACUGAACCAGUGAAUCGCUCAGUGGCCCUGUUUGGCCUUGGAACAUCUACUAGGUUUUGCCAUAGAUCUGUUUCUCCUAAAGCGAUACAGGAAACUUUAAAUUCCCCUAAAAACAACACCUUGGCUAACGAAAAGGGGGCGAAUCAGAUAUCCAGAAAUCUGGAAAGAUUGUGCGGAAGUUUCAAUGACUUACAACUGCGACUUCUGGAAAUAACAGAAUUCACUAAAAAUGGGAAGAGAUUAUCUGUAACCUACCCAUCUUCUCAAGAACCACCUUUUGUUCACAUCACUUGCCAGAAGCAUUUUUCGAAUGGAGCUAUAGCUGAAGAGACCAAAACUGUCCUCCUGUGUGACGGCAAGGUUCAUCUGAGUUUAGUCCAGCAGCUGUUUGAUCUGCCUAUUGUUGAAAUGAAAUAUGGUUCUUCUUGGAUUGUUCUUGCUGCAGAUGGUGAAGGUUUUAUUCCGCUAACAUUCAAAGCAAAGCAGGAGAUAAUCAUAAGGGAAGGAAGGGAUACUUUGGAAGCCUGUACAAGUCGUUCCUUCAAAAGAAAAAAUUCUUCACAACCACCAAGUAGUGUAACAUAAAAAAAACUUGUUUAUAAUAUAUAAACUGCAUGGGUAGAAAGCUAUCAGGAGGACAUUCCAUUGCAUUUUUACUUGUAACUCAUGUGGUUUGUAUUCCACAAUAGCUAGCCUUCACACACAGCCAUUUUUCCACAAGAUCGGAUUCAGUACCUGUAUGUCAUAUGUUCAAUGAAAGUCUGAUGGACUGAUAAACAUAUGUUAAUUAUUGUGGGAAUGAGAUAAACAUACAUUGUUUCAAAUCUAUAUAAUACCAACAUAAUAUAGCAUCAUUGUUUAGUCUGUUUCUAUUCACCUUGUGGCACAACCCCUCCCUAGAUGACACCAUAUAAAAAACACAUUGAACACAAGA
Molecule: messenger RNA, 2542 nt
Organism: Sceloporus undulatus (fence lizard)
Lineage: Eukaryota; Metazoa; Chordata; Lepidosauria; Squamata; Phrynosomatidae
Product: WD repeat and coiled-coil-containing protein-like
Exons: 3
Coding region: 1-2193 (730 amino acids)
Molecular function (GO): kinase binding
Source: RefSeq, a predicted model, not a curated record